AAAAAAAGGAAGGAAAGGGGGAAGCAGAAAAUGGGGGGGAGGGUCAGCACAUGGGACAGAAAGGAUAUGACAUCACAAAGCCCACUGGCUCAAAGCAGUUAGGAGCACUGUUUAUCUGUUUGGGAAGUGAAAGGUGAAACUUCCCCUUAGAGACCUGUCCAUGCCUUCUUCACUGGUUCUCCCAAACCCACAUUAGUCCUAAUUCCGCCAUUCCUAAUUCCCAAAAGAGUGAAGACAGGACUCAUGAACAUGGAAGACUCUGAAGAAAGCCCAACAGAGAAGCAAAGCCUGGUUCAAGGCACCUCAGUCACAUUGAAUAGUGACACUGGUACAGAUAAAGUUCUUGCCUCACUAGAGGGCAAGAGGAAGCGGAAAGGGUACUUGCCAACUGAAUCAGUGAAGAUUCUCCGUGACUGGCUGUAUGAACACCGGUUUAAGGCCUACCCUUCAGAAGCAGAGAAGCGAAUGCUGUCUGAGCAGACUAAUUUGUCUUUCCUACAGGUCUCAAACUGGUUUAUCAAUGCCCGCAGACGUGUUCUUCCAGAAAUGCUUCAACAGGAUGGAAACGACCCCAAUCAGAUCACCAUGUACCACCAAAAAGGCAAGUCUGCUGAUAUGACCCAUAAGCAGAACACAGAUUCAUCUAUACAGGCAAGGUCAGGGCCCAGAGAUCCAGACAAGAUGCAGUGGCUGCCCCUGAGCAUCCCUGUAAUGGACCAGCCAUUGGAGGAGAAGCUGCUGGAUCCAGAGUUGUCUACAGGCCAGAAGCUCACCCCAAAGGCCCAGCCAAAAAAAAAGGUCAAGAUUUCUACUAAUGAGCCUGUGCUUAUGUCAUCUUCCAAACCUGUGUUAACAGAAGAGUACAAUGACUUCAGUAGCUUCCAGCUGCUGGUCGAUGCAGCCGUGCAAAAGGCUGCAGAACUGGAGUUACAGAAGAAGCAAGAAUCCAAUCCAUGA
Messenger RNA from Acinonyx jubatus (cheetah), 957 nucleotides. RefSeq names its product TGFB induced factor homeobox 2 like X-linked (gene TGIF2LX). The coding region runs from base 244 to 957 and encodes 237 amino acids. Gene Ontology annotation, molecular function: RNA polymerase II cis-regulatory region sequence-specific DNA binding; DNA-binding transcription factor activity, RNA polymerase II-specific. Lineage: Eukaryota; Metazoa; Chordata; Mammalia; Carnivora; Felidae. The record is from RefSeq and is a predicted model, not a curated record. The transcript has a single exon. Gene Ontology annotation, biological process: regulation of transcription by RNA polymerase II.